This is a messenger RNA of Cokeromyces recurvatus, 1759 nucleotides long. RefSeq names its product Alpha/Beta hydrolase protein. The transcript is spliced from 2 exons. The record is from RefSeq and is a predicted model, not a curated record. Lineage: Eukaryota; Fungi; Mucoromycota; Mucoromycetes; Mucorales; Mucoraceae. Gene Ontology annotation, biological process: lipid metabolic process. Bases 48 to 1703 code for a protein of 551 amino acids.
CUUUAUUCAUUUUUUUUUUUUUUAAAAAAAAAAUAAUUUCUUUUACAAUGGAAGAUGCUGACUGUCUCCGUUAUCAUUUUGGAGAAAUCAAACAAAAGACCAAGCAUAUCGAUCUACAAGUAGAAGAGAGCCCUGAAAUAUCACAAAACUUUUUCAUUAAUCGACUUUUCUCUUAUAAAAGACGACAACAAUCAAGUGGCUAUUGGAAAUAUGUUGUUGGUGUCUACAAGAACUUGUUUUUAAUGUUCUAUUUUAAUUGGACGUCUAUAAUUACUGCACCAAUAAGCACUAUAGCCUUUCUUACCUUUUACCCUUUUAUUAGUUUUGUCUUGUUUGUCUUUGAAAUUGGAUUAAAAGUCUUUAUGGAUUUCUUGGGUGGAUCUGUACUUAUAAAGCAUAUAAGCGAAAUCUAUGGUCAAGGAUUGAGUAUACCUAAUUGGGGCGCACCACAAUUAUUAUUUUCUACUGAAUCACAAGAACUGAUAAAAUUAACUUCUCUUACACUCGGGACACCAUACACAGCUAAUAAUGAUGAUAAUGAAGAUCGUCAUCGUACAUUUGAUAUAUCAAUAGCUCAAUCUUUAACUGUUUUAUCUGCUUUGAUCUAUGAGCGACAAGAUGAAUUUAUCACCAAAGCCUUUCAACUUGGGAAUGACAAUGAACAUACUCCAGCCAUUGAACAAGAGAUGAACCGUCUUAUCUGGGAAUCUGAAAAUCGGAUUCGAACUAUAGCUCGUACUUAUGGUCUUCACUUUGCAGGUGUAACAGAAUUAAAAUCAUUAGCUGGACCCUUCUGUGGACUUUAUUGGCCUAUCAAUUAUGAACAGCCCUUUAUUAUUGUCGUCUUUAAGGGUACAACACCUACAAACUAUAGUGAGUUUUUAGUAGAUGCUACACUUCAACGUGUAGACGCUCGUACCUUUCUCUUUGGAUCAGCCCAUGAGGGCUUUUAUGAUAGUUUAUUCUCUACAAGUGCUGAUAAUGAUAGUACGAAUCAUGAUCCUUAUUAUUCAAUUCAAAAGGCAAUCAAUCAUAUCGCCUCUGAAUUGUCUCAUCGAGGCCCCGUACAGAUAUGGGUGACUGGACAUUCAUUAGGAGCUGCCUUGGCCUCUCUCUUGUUUGCAAGAUUAUUAAAAUCUCCUGAGGACCUGGGUGAGCACUGUCAGUUACGAGAUGCUUACGUUAUGGGAUGCCCCGCCAUCGGUGACAAUGACUUUGCCGCUAAUUUUGCUUCCUUUACUAAUAUGCCCUUAUCUCGUCCAUCUGUCUUUUGGCGUCUGAUUAAUCAGUCUGAUGUCGUCUCUCAUAUCCCUGUUGGUUAUGAUAAUUCUAUGGUAGGUUAUUAUGCGCCCUCCACUGAUUUCUUUAAUUACUCCCAUAUCGGUCACGCUGUCCAAAUCACUUGGCCCUGGAUGUCGAAACCUAUUAAAAUUUAUCCCUCAAGUUAUGAAUCCAAUCUUAAGGUGAACGUUGUUGAUUCUAAAGAAAAUUAUAACAACAAUACGAUGGAUUCCGUUGUAAGUGGCUUAGAAGUACGGCACAUGAAUAAUACGAAACAACAACAACAUAAACAAAAGAAGAAAAACCUUAUUGGAUUUAUCGAAAGCAUGUAUCCAUUUUAUAUUUAUGAUCACCUUCCUAAUGGUUAUUUUGAAGGACUUGAACGUGCACGUGAUUAUUAUAUGCAACAGAAUCAUACUUAGGAUAAUAAUAAUGAUAAUAAUAAUAAUUAUAAUAAUAAUAAUAAAAAAAAAAAAAA